UUUCCGGCUCUACUACUCUACCCGUCCUCCCCACCCCAUCCCUUGCUUCCUCUCUCUCCUCCCUCUCUCUCUCUCUCUCUCUCAUCAUACCAGUAGUUCCCGUCGAAGAGGCACAAGCAAACAAAACCGCACCGAUUUAACCAAAGCACAAACCCAACACUCAACAUCCACAUACGCACAUCAAUAUAUUCUCCCCAUAUAUACACACACACACAAUCUAUCUGUUAAAUUAGUAUUAGAGAGAGAGAGAGAAGAGAGAGAGAGAGGAGGAAAAAAAGUCUCCGAUCCACCCUUCUCUCUCUCUAUCCGUCUAUGCAUACAUACAGGCACACAAUAUCAUUCCAAACAGGUCAAAAGGUUCUUGCGCCGUCGUUUCCGCAUCGAACCCAGUGCUCGCCGGAACCAAAAACACGUUGAUGUGUGAAAAAAAAACCUAGGGUUUUCUGAAGGAUUGUGAAUAAUUGAAUGGGGAAUAAGUUAGGGCGGAAGAGGCAGGUGGUGGACGAGAAGUACACGAGGCCGCAGGGACUGUACCAGCACAAGGACGUGGACCACAAGAAGCUCAAGAAGCUCAUACUCGACUCCAAGCUCGCCCCGUGCUACCCCGGCGACGAAUCCGAGUGCGGCGGCUACGACAUCGAAGAGUGCCCGAUUUGCUUCUUGUAUUAUCCAAGUCUGAAUCGCUCAAGAUGUUGCUUGAAAGGCAUAUGUACAGAGUGUUUUCUGCAGAUGAAGACCCCUAAUUCAGCUCGGCCUACUCAGUGUCCGUUCUGUAAAACAUCAAACUAUGCUGUGGAGUAUCGUGGGGGGAAAACAAAGGAGGAAAAAGGAAAGGAGCAAAUUGAAGAACAACGGGUUAUAGAAGCAAAAAUAAGGAUGCGCCAGCAGGAACUUCUAGAUGAUGAAGAUAGAAAACAGAAGAUACCGGACAUAAGUUCUUCAAGUAUGACACUGGCACAAGGAGAGGUUGGGUACGACACAGUAGCAGUACCAUCGUUUACGUCGGCUGUUGAAGGCGAGGAAAUUGUUUCUUUGGAAGAACCAUAUUCAUCGAUAAGACCAUCUCUACGCCCUAGGCAGAACAGGGAUGAUGAAUUUGACCUAGACCUUGAGGAUAUAAUGGUUAUGGAAGCCAUCUGGUUGUCGAUUCAGGAGAAAGGCAGAAUCAGGAAUCCAAAUUAUGACGAUUCCGCUACAUCGGAGCACUACGUGUCGGCAGACCAAUUAGUCUCACAGGCCCUGCCCCUGCCGGUGGAAUCAUCUUCAUCACCAUCUGGAGGCCUUGCCUGUGCAAUUGCUGCCCUAGCUGAGCGUCAACAAACAGGCGGAGAAUCCUCCAGCAAUAACUACAAUGGAAGUACAUCUACAUUCAACAUGCCUCCUUCCUAUAGCAGGUUUUCAGAUAGUAGAGAGCAAGUCCUGGAUAGUUAUAGUCCUUCUGGGGGCUCCAUUGGAGAAUUACAUGACAGUCGGCUGGCGAUGACCGGGGAUGAGGGACAAUGGGGCUUGGAUCAUGAGUCUGGGGUGGCUGAAGUGGGGGCCAGUUACGGGAAUUGUGAUGUUGCAGAAGAUGGUGGUGGAGUUGUUGCAAUGCCAUCUCAACAUCAAAUUCAGGGUGGUCUUCAAGCUAAUAAUGGAGGAACAAUUGUUCCAGAGAGUUUUGAGGAGCAGAUGAUGUUGGCAAUGGCGGUUUCAUUAGCUGAGGCUCAGGCCAGGACAAUCGUGCCAGGAGUUGCGUGGCAGUAGGUUUUAGGGUGAAGUGCAGCUGUUCGGAAUGCCAUUUUUGUGGUAUCAUGAUUAUCCACCAUGACGCACUAUCUAGAGUGAGGUUGAUGAUGAACGGGGUCUGAAAGGCUAGGUGCAGUCAAUUUGGGUUUAUAGGACUAACAAAAUGGGGGUGAAACUCAAAUCUGCCAUAUGAUUGGGAUGAAGAAUGAGAUGGAAUGAGUUGAUUUGCUGUGGAUAGGUCCUUUGCUACGUUACAUGGGCUCGGAUAGGGAUGUCGGGUACGGGUACGUGUCCAAGUAUUGAGUUCGUCUAGUUUUCAUUUCAAAGAUACAGGGUCACGUUGGGAUAUUUAAAGUCCUUUCUAUCAUACAUGGUGUUUACUAGA
Messenger RNA from Rhododendron vialii, 2113 nucleotides. RefSeq names its product E3 ubiquitin-protein ligase DA2L-like. The coding region runs from base 466 to 1746 and encodes 426 amino acids. Gene Ontology annotation, cellular component: cytoplasm. The transcript is spliced from 10 exons. NCBI's taxonomy places the organism in Eukaryota, Viridiplantae, Streptophyta, Magnoliopsida, Ericales, Ericaceae. The record is from RefSeq and is a predicted model, not a curated record.